Molecule: messenger RNA, 2742 nt
Organism: Salarias fasciatus (jewelled blenny)
Lineage: Eukaryota; Metazoa; Chordata; Actinopteri; Blenniiformes; Blenniidae
Gene: islr2
Product: immunoglobulin superfamily containing leucine-rich repeat 2
Exons: 2
Coding region: 484-2622 (712 amino acids)
Molecular function (GO): protein binding
Source: RefSeq, a predicted model, not a curated record
CUCAGUGUGUGCAAACUCUUGUCUGAGUCCAUUAAUUAAAAACAACAGGCUGCAGCCAAGCAGGUCAGAGAUGAGACUCGGGUCAGAGCGAUAAAUUAAACAUCAGAUCCUAAAUUAUGAAUUUUCUUGAAGGGCGGAGGACCUCGAGCUUCUGUAUCUUUAAUAGUGAGCAGGAAGAUGGGAGAGGCUGCGCGUUCACGGUUGCUUUUCUCGCUCCGCAGCGGCGGGAGCGCGCAGUGGAUCCCACACUGGCUGGAGAGGGAAAGAGCAGCCGUCGGACUGCAACAGCGACUCACCGGGAAAAAUGAUCCCUCCACCGUCGUCCAUCAGCGCUGUCCUGGUCUGCAAACGCCGUGUGAACGGAUCCACGACGGAUGAGGAUUUUAGUUUUUGCCACCAAUAAACUUGUUUCACGGGACUUUCGACUGCGAGCUUGUAUAAUAAGACACAGGAACCCAAGUUGAGACUGUUCAGGUGCAGAAAAUGGCCAAACGACUCCUGCAGAUCCUUGCCUUGUGGACUUUUGUCAUCGGCAUUGUGCAGGGCUGUCCAGAGCAGUGCAGCUGCCAAGACAAAUUUGCCCACCAGUUUGCAGACUGUGCUUACAAAGACCUGCUGGUGGUACCUGUUGGUCUCCCCUCCAAUGUCACCACUGUGAGCCUUUCGGCCAACAAGAUCAAAUUUCUGAAAAGUAAAAGCUUCAUCAACAUCACGCAGGUCACCUCUCUCUGGCUGGCUCACAAUGAGAUCGUCACGAUAGAAACAGACACGCUGGCGCCCCUGAAUCAGCUUCGCAACCUGGACAUCAGUCACAAUAAGAUUGUGAACUUUCCAUGGGAGGAUCUGUUCAACCUCACAGCUCUUCAGCUUCUGAAAAUGAACAACAAUGAGAUGGAGAACCUUCCAAUGGAUGCCUUUUCCACGCUCAAAGAUCUGCGGUCCCUACGCAUCAACAACAACAAAUUCACCACCAUCGUGCAGGGUACCUUCAGUGCUCUCUCCUCUUUGUCCCAUCUUCAGAUUUUUAACAACCCUUUUGCCUGCUCCUGCAGUCUGGAGUGGCUCAGGGAUUGGAUUUCUACAACAAAAAUUUCCGUCCCUGAGUUGACCUCAAUUGUGUGUGACACCCCUGAAAACCUGAAAGGUAUGAUGGUCACAAAUGUUCCUAAACUGGACUGCGAGGCUCCUGCUGUCACUGUAACAUCUCAGCCAAACAUUGAGGAAUCAGAUCUCUAUGAAGGUGUCAUGGUCAUCUUAAACUGUGUGACAAAGGGAAGCCCCACGCCACAGGUCAGCUGGGAGGUGACUGUUGGAAAUCAAAAUUAUAUGUUUCCUUUGCCCUCCACUGUAGAAAUAAAUGAUAAGCCCAUUAAUGAUAAGACAACCAGCGACAGAUUCCUUGUUUUCAGAAACGGCUCUCUCAUUAUUCCUCGUUUGAGUAAAAAGGAGAAUGGUAAUUACAGCUGCACUGCAGUCAAUGACUUAGGAAAGGCAGAGGGAGGCGUUAGAGUGGUCCUGACAGCAAAACAGAAACAAGAUGGCAAUUCAAUUCCCGAUUCAACUGUAGACAAGAUCCGUCCAUCCAGUAAGAAGCCCUCAGACCCCAUGACCUCUAAGAACAAUGUGAUCAACUGGGAUAAACCUGGAGAAAAGAUCAAAAGUGAGCCUGAUGGUUCAAAAGACAAAAGUGACAAAACCGAACAGACUGCUUCUAAGGACCUGACUUUUGCGAGCCGUUGUGGCGUCCGAGACAGCAGUGAAUACAUCUCCAACCAUGCUUUUAACAUGAGCUUAGAUGACCUGAAGCAGUACACGUUUGAUUUUGGUGUCCUUGCAUUAGAAGUGUCCGAGACUGAGGCUAAAGUGCAGCUCAAUCCGCUGCAGAUUCCCAGCAGCAAAUCCAACCUCCAUCUGAGUCAAGCCGAAAACCAGGAGAUGGUGAUCAAAGAGCCUGUUGGGUUGUACCAGUCAUCCAGUAAGACCACCCUCGACAUACUCUACCUCUGCGUGGACACUGGGAACGGACACUCCAUGGUUGAGUGGUCGAAGAUAGAGGAGGGGAAAAAUGCCUACCAUUUCCACGGCUUGCAGCCUGGCACCAAUUACACACUUUGUCUCACCUAUGGGGGGCAGGACUGCCAGGUCCAAGUAGUCUUCACAACGAGGAAGAAGAUCCCCUCCCUGCUUAUCAUUGUGGUCGUCAGCAUUUUCCUAUUGGGUCUGGCCACUGUCCCCCUGCUGGGGGCCACCUGCUGCCAUUUACUAUACAAGUAUCAAGGGAAAACCUACAAGCUGAUCAUGAAGGCUCAGAAUCCCGACCAGAUGGAGAAACAAAUGAAAGAUUUCGAUCCGCGCGCCUCUUUCGUGGAGUCUGAGAAAACCUUCAACCCCAGCGAGCUGGGCGACGGGGAGGCAGAGGGAGAGGCCGAGGGAGAGGAGGGCGACGGGGAGGGGGAGGCCGAGGGCAGCGUGGUGACCGAGUCCAUCCCCGGAUCCUCGUCCAAAACCAACCCGGAGGAGUUCGAGGUGGGCUCGGAGUACAGUGACAGACUACCGCUGGGAGCCGAGGCCGUCAACAUCUCGGAGGAAAUCAACGGAAACUACAAGCAGCCGAGCCGCUGACCCGCCGACCCGUCUGCCAGUGUGUUGUAAAAAAAAAUAUUUUCCUUUUUAAGUAGCCUACAUUCAAGCAGGUAACUCACACACAUCAGUACAAGUGAAAACGGUGGCGUCGUAUUUGGA